Messenger RNA from Neocloeon triangulifer, 1457 nucleotides. It is a transcript of the gene FeCH, whose product is annotated as ferrochelatase, mitochondrial. NCBI's taxonomy places the organism in Eukaryota, Metazoa, Arthropoda, Insecta, Ephemeroptera, Baetidae. The coding region runs from base 4 to 1197 and encodes 397 amino acids. The transcript is spliced from 8 exons. Gene Ontology annotation, molecular function: protoporphyrin ferrochelatase activity. The record is from RefSeq and is a predicted model, not a curated record. Gene Ontology annotation, biological process: heme biosynthetic process.
CAAAUGCGAAAAUUUGUGCUGCGCACAUGCUUGUUGAUGGAAGUAGUGAGAAUUUCUCGGAGAUUCUUUUCAACAGCUUCGGCCUUGCGAAAUGCAGCCAACAGUAAAAUCAAAACUGGAGUGUUGAUGAUCAAUAUGGGAGGACCCGAGAGACUGGACCAGGUUCAUGAUUACCUUUUGGGAAUCAUGACCGACAGAGACAUGAUCCAGUUGCCUGUGCAAAGCAAACUGGGUCCGUGGAUUGCCAAGCGCAGAACCCCGGAAGUGCAGAAGAAGUAUGCAGAAAUUGGUGGCGGUUCACCAAUUCUCAAAUGGACAAAUAAGCAGGGAGAGUUGAUGUGCAAGAAAUUAAAUGAGGUGUCCAAAGAAACGGGCCUGCACAAGCAUUACGUUGCAUUUCGCUAUGUAACCCCGUUCAUAGAUCAGGCCAUGGAGGCCAUGCAAAAGGAUGGUGUGGAGCAAGUAAUUGCAUUUUCGCAGUACCCUCAGUACAGCUGUGCCACUUCUGGCUCGAGUUUCAACGCAAUCUACGACUACUUUGCCAAACGGAAAGGUGAUCUUGGGGGUAUGAAGUGGAGCGUGAUUGACAGGUGGCCGACUCACCCUCUCCUGGCCAAGGUAUUUGCGGACCAGAUUCGAAAAGAGCUUGAUCAAAUUCCUGAGGAUCUCCGUGAUCAAACCAUUAUCCUUUUCUCAGCUCACUCUUUGCCCCUGAAGGCUGUCCAAAGAGGCGAUCCUUAUCCUUCGGAAGUUGGCUCAACAGUCCAAAUGGUCAUGAACGAACUCAACUACAGCAAUCCUUUCAACCUGGUUUGGCAAUCAAAAGUUGGGCCUCUCCCCUGGUUAGGGCCAUUCACUGAUGAAGCUCUUGAAGCAUAUGUGAAGCAAGGGAAAAAGAAUUUUAUUCUUGUGCCGAUUGCUUUCGUAAAUGAACACAUCGAAACUUUGCACGAACUUGACAUUGAAUAUUGCCACGAUCUUGGCAAAAAGCUUGGAGUGCAAAAUCUGCGACGUGCAGCUGCACCUAACGACCACCCACUUUUUAUUGACGCCUUGGCCGAUUUGGUGCAGCAGCGACUUAAGUCCAGUGCUCCUGGAGUUUCACCCAAGUUUUUGACCAGAUGUCCUCACUGCACCAACGCCAGGUGCGGACAAACAAAAAGAUGGUUUGCGCAAAUUUGUGGAGCAAAAUUCUAGGUAAAAAGAAUAAGGGCAUAAUGGUUGAAAAGUGCUUUGAGGUUUGAAUAUUACAGAUUGUUGAAAGCUGCAUAAAAUGUUUAGGUGAGGUAUCUUUAUUCACUAAAAGAUUUGUUAUUUGGUGCACAAAUUAAUGAUCUUCUAAGAUCAUAAUGAGAUAUAUCAAUGUGAAUUUAUUACAUUAAAAAGUGUUAUUGUUCAUGUAAAAAAGGAGCAUUUGAAUAAAUUUAGUAAAAUAAAAAAAAAAAUACCUAUAAUAG